This is a messenger RNA of Nematolebias whitei (Rio pearlfish), 921 nucleotides long. RefSeq names its product olfactory receptor 6-like. Gene Ontology annotation, molecular function: G protein-coupled receptor activity; olfactory receptor activity. Bases 1 to 921 code for a protein of 306 amino acids. The record is from RefSeq and is a predicted model, not a curated record. Gene Ontology annotation, cellular component: membrane. The transcript has a single exon. NCBI's taxonomy places the organism in Eukaryota, Metazoa, Chordata, Actinopteri, Cyprinodontiformes, Rivulidae. Gene Ontology annotation, biological process: G protein-coupled receptor signaling pathway.
AUGGAGAAUGAGGUAAAUAUUUCCUAUAUAACUUUGGAUGGGUAUAUGGACAUGAACAAAUACAGGUAUUUAUACUUUACCAUCUUGUUUAUAGUAUAUGUCUUGAUUAUCUGUACAAAUUGUAUUAUUCUAUAUCUAAUAUGGUCAAACAAAAGCCUCCAUAAGCCCAUGUACAUCUUUAUUGCAGCUUUGUUAUUUACCAUUGUUCUUAGCAGCAUUAUCAUUUACCCUAAGCUCCUCACUGACAUUUUAUCUGAAAAACAGAUUAUAUCAUAUUCAGCUUGUAUCUUCCAGUUUUUUAUGUUUUAUACUUUAGGUGGCACAGAAUUUAUUCUUUUGGCAGCCAUGUCUUUUGAUAGGUAUGUGGCCAUAUGUAAACCUUUGAAGUAUCAUACGAUUAUGACAAAAACCACAGUGAAAAAUGUCCUAAUUUUAGCUUGGUUAUUUCCUGCUUGUCAUAUUACAGUAACAGCAAUGGUGAGUGCUAAAGCUAAACUAUGUAGUUUAACUUUGAAUGGAAUAAUUUGUAACAAUGCAGUUUUCACACUUCAGUGUGUCAGACCAAAAUUCCUUACUGUGUUUGGGCUUGUUUCUUUACUAGAUCUUGCAAUACUUCCAAUGCUCUUCACCGUUUUUACAUAUGCAAAGAUAUUUCAAAUAUCUUAUCAAAAUUUUAAAACACAUAAAAGAAAAGUUGCUGAAACUUGCAUACCUCACUUGUUGGUUUUAAUCAACAGCUCUUAUUUGACUGUGUAUGAUGUAAUUAUAGCUCGAGUUGAGUCAAAUUUUCCUAAAACUGCUCGCUUUGUAAUGACAUUGCAAAUAUUUCUGUAUCAUCCUUUGAUUAAUCCACUCAUAUAUGGACUAAAAUUGAAUGAAAUUUCUAAACAUCUAAGAUCUUUCUCUUUAAGAAGAGUCUAG